AUGGGCGACUGGGUUCCAACAGACGACUCGACUUCAACAGACUCCGAUGGCUCCGCCUCCCCUCCCCCGUCCCGCGGGUCUCCCGACCGUCCACUCCCCACGCCCCCUGGCCAUCCAUCUAACGGCCCCCAACCUCCGAUGAGUCCUCAUCCACCCAACGGCUCGCCUCCUCCUGCAGCAGCUGAUAUUCCCGUUCCAAAGCCACCGCACGUGCGUGGCGGUCCCACUACCCCUCCUCCCUCUGGCGUUCCGUCUGUUCCCACACUGCCCCCUGAUGUUCCUCCUACCCCUGCUCCUCCCACUGAUGGAAACGUUGUUCGUGCUCCCUCUGACGGCUCUACCACCCCCGUUUUUCCUCCUGGCGGCCCAACCACCCCCGUCCCCCCGCCUGACGGCUCUACCACCCCCAUUCCCCCGCCUGAUGGCGCCACCACCCCUCCUCCUCCUCCUGAUAGUCCUCCUGACGGCGCAACCACCCCUGCCCCUCCCUCAACCUGCGUCAUGGAUCAAGGGGCGGUGCAGGCAGCCCUUUCAUGGGCCUGUGGCGCCGGUGGCGCUGACUGCUCCGCCAUCCAGCCCGGCGGCGCGUGUUACGAGCCGAGUACACUCGCCGCGCAUGCGUCUUACGCGUUUAAUAAGUAUUAUCAGCAGCGCGCGCACGCGCCUGGGACCUGCUUCUUUGGAGGGACGGCUGUGGUGGUGCCGGCUCUGCCUCCUGAGACUGGAGGCUGCAAGUACCCUGAGGGGAAUGCUCAGUACUGUGUUGUGGGCUGCAAGUGA
Closterium sp. Naga37s-1 is the source of this 780-nucleotide messenger RNA. NCBI's taxonomy places the organism in Eukaryota, Viridiplantae, Streptophyta, Zygnematophyceae, Desmidiales, Closteriaceae. The record is from the annotation of a GenBank genome assembly.